Arabidopsis thaliana (thale cress) is the source of this 1327-nucleotide messenger RNA. RefSeq names its product plant/protein. The coding region runs from base 65 to 829 and encodes 254 amino acids. The record is from RefSeq and is marked reviewed. NCBI's taxonomy places the organism in Eukaryota, Viridiplantae, Streptophyta, Magnoliopsida, Brassicales, Brassicaceae. The transcript is spliced from 2 exons.
AGGAUGUCUCUAUUGUUUCUUCUUCACUCUUUUUGCCACAAUCUCUGUUCCAAGAAUCGCGAGUAUGGCGACCACACUUCAUUGUCUCUCCACACUCCAUCUUCUUCCUCGCACUCAUCACCCUAAAACCCUAAACUCUCUCAAACCAAUCACCACCAAAUCACAACCAUGUAAAACCCCAGAAAUACCCUCCACUCCCAACGCUCUUCAGCUCCUUAAAUCAUCCUCUCUCCCUCUCGCAGUCAUCGCAUUGCCUUUCUUCCUCGACCCACAGGAUGCAGCAGCAGCUGGAGGAGAAUUCGGAAUAUUAGAAGGGAGAUCAUUUGCGUUGAUACACCCAAUUGUGAUGGGAGGUUUAUUUGCAUACACUCUUUGGACUGGUUACUUAGGUUGGCAAUGGAGACGUGUCCGUACGAUACAGAGUGAGAUUAGUGAUCUCAAGAAACAGCUUAAACCAACUCCUGUUUCCCCUGAUGGUUCCACAGCCGUUGAUUCUUCGUCGCCUCCUUCUACGACUGAGCUUCAGAUCCAACGGCUAACUGAAGAGAGGAAAGAGUUGGUCAAAGGGUCUUACAGAGACAAACACUUUGACGCUGGCUCUGUUUUGUUAGGUUUCGGUGUUUUGGAAGCUGUCUUUGGUGGUGUUAACACUUAUCUUCGUACUGGUAAACUCUUCCCCGGUCCUCAUCUUUACGCCGGUGCAGGUACCUUAAACCUAUCUCUCGUCUUAUUUUUCAUUUCCUUGAUUUUAGGUUCUAAUUUAUCAAAGUGUGUAAUCUUGGGUUGCUUAGUCAGGUUUUGGCUUGGUCUGAUGUGGUUUAAGUUUUGAUCAGAACUUUGGAUUUUAGUUAUAUUGGUAUAAAUAGUAUUGUGCCAUUUCAAAAGUUACCAUUCAUCACAACUAUGAGAAAAAAUGUGGUUUAUAUUUGUUAUUGGAUGUACAAAACGUGUCACAUUUUGUGUUCAUGGUGGUGGUGGUGGCAGGAAUAACGGUGUUGUGGGCGGCGGCGGCAGCAUUGGUGCCGGCAAUGCAGAAAGGGAACGAUACGGCGAGGAGUCUACAUAUAGCGUUGAAUGCAGUAAAUGUUCUUCUUUUCAUUUGGCAAAUCCCAACAGGUCUUGAUAUCGUUCUUAAGGUCUUUGAGUUCACUAAAUGGCCAUAGAUAUUAAUAUUUGGAUGUGUUAUUUAUGAGUUUGUGACUCUAUAUAUGCAAAUAUUCUUCAACUUUUUUUGAGGUUUGUAGAUGAUGAAUUGUAAAAAUCAUGCAAUUAGAGUGGAUAUUGGAAUAAUGGUGGAAAAACGAUCAAUAAUACUCUUUUACCAGUC